UUACUGAGGUGAAUAGAAACCAGCAGGAAUUGGGGGCAGCUGACGUAAAGCAGAAACAGCGGAGAAAGAGACAGAGAAGGUAUUAGCAGCUCAUAAAAAGGCACUUACGAGCUGCAGUUAGGAAACUCAUACGUUCAUUCACCAUCGGCUGCUACUGAACACACACAUUAUAAAGAAUCUCAAUGGCAGCUGCUGCCAGUAAAUGGAGUUACAAAGAUGGAAAAGAUAACAGACGAGUUAGAAAAGAAAGACUGAUAAAGAAUGUGGGAGGAUAAUGUGACUUUACAACAGACAGUUGAACCUAUGUUUUUUUUUUUUUUUUUAAAGUUAUAAAGACCACUAAAAAUAAACACUCCAGUGAAUUUAAAUCUCUUAAAAAGAGGAUGAUGGCGCGUGCUAAGAGAAUGUGUGUCAGUGCCAAGACGCUGCCUGCUUCUGCAGACGCUGUAUAGCCUGCAAUUUAUGGUGGAAAAAAAAACAAAAAACGAGUGUGCCAGAACAAUCAGCUAAACGCAAGAAUCCUCUCUCAGAUCCUUCACUCCACCCACUAGGGACAAUCCUUCCAUUCUUGUAUUUUUUUCUCAUUCACUCCAGCAGGACAUCUAUGAGCAGGACGCACAUUCCCUCUGUUUGGACAAGAACUUAAUACCAAAAGCUUUUUUUUUUUUUUUAAACCUCCUGCUUUCCUUUUCUUUUUAAAGAAAAAUCUCAAUUUCAGAACAGGAUUUGGAAUAAGCUCCUCCACUUUUUUUUCUCUCUCUUUGAUCAGGCAGCUUGACAGAAAAGUUGUGACAGAUUUAGAAAGCGGCAAAAAAGAAGAAGAAGAAAAAAAAAAGUCCGGAGAGAGACAGAGAGAGAGCUUUGCCCUGAAGGUUUCUGAGAGAGAAACAGGAGACAGAUAAAGAGGCAGUGAUAAUCAGAGAGAAAGGGAGAGAGAGAGAGAGAGAGAGAGAGAGAGAAAGAGAGAGAGACAGAGGGAGGGAAGAGCACAGCCGCUGUGUGAAGAAAAGGGGAAAUAUAGAUAAAGAAAGCGAGGAGGUGCACCAGUUUGAAGGGCAAGGAGAAGAGACUGAACAACCGGACAACCAAGGCUGGAGAGGAAAGGGGAGAUAAAUGGGAGAGUCAGCAAAUACAAGGUAGAGAUUGAGGGAAAUUUCCGGUUCAAGGUCAAGACGAAUAGUGACUUAAAGAACAUUAUAUUAACAGCAAGAAUGGACAUGCAGCAAGAGAAGAGGAAAGACUUCCUCUGAAGAAAAAAGGAAAACGAAAAAGGAGCCGUGUUUGAAGCUGUGAAGAGGAGACCAUUUCCUCAUCAUGAUUUAUUCAGCUGAUUUCCCAAAUUCAUACAACCUGCGCCAGAAGAGCAACUUCGUCCCAGGAUAGAAUGAAGAGAGGAGCAAAGAGAUACCUGCCGAGUCUGUGAUACCCUCCUGCUCCUCCUUCUCCUCCUCUUCACCUCAGACUCCUCCACCUUCCUCUCCUCCUUCCUCUCUGUCACUUUACAUCCAGAUUUAAAUUCACCAACUACUUCCUCCUCCUCUGUCCUGAUAUCUCCUCUCCUCUCCUCUCUUCUCCAUCUCCUCACUAUGUGGAUGCCAGCUUUGCUCCUAUGGAUGCUUAAUAUCAGCAAUUUGUGCUCAGGACAAGACUAUACAGACUAUUACCAAACUGGAAACAUGGGCACCAAGGCUCCGGUGAUGUCAGAUGACCAGCCCAGUUUGGAGACAGUAACGAGUGUGGAUCAGCUAUUACAGCUUCUGUACCCUGAGUACAGUUUGCUUCAGCAGUGCCUGAGGAAGAAAUCAUGGCAUGCCUCCUCUUCCUCCUCGUCCCCCUCUUUUUCCACCACCUCAGCGAGCCCUCCAGCCCACUCUAACGAUGAGGAUCUUUGGGGUCAGCCGAGGGAGGAGGCUCUUUACAAAAUUGAUGGGACUUUCGAAGUCAUCCUAGAGGAGAUCCAGCGGACCUCAUGCCAACCCAGAGAGGUGUUUGUUGAGGUCGCCAAAGAAUACCCAGAAUCCACCACUCAAUUCUACCUCCCUCGCUGUGUGGCGCUGCAUCGCUGCGGCGGGUGCUGCACCAGCGAGGCCUAUUACUGCACAAACACAAGUCACUCGCUUGUAAACAAGACAUUGAUGGAACUGUCCCCUCCCAGGAUGGAUCGCUCCGUCGUCAUGGUAACCUUCGUCAACCACACUUCGUGCGAAUGCCUCUCCAAGCGGCCGCUUCACUCCAUCAUCAGACGAGCCGCAACAGAUCACCUGUGUUCCCCUCUUGAAGUCCCCUGCGCCUCAGGGUCAUUAUGGGAUCCGGUGAAUUGUGUGUGUGUCCCAACAGAUGCCCUAAACUACUCUGAGAGAGAGACAGACUCGCUGGACUCAGCACUGCUCGCUCUCUGCGGGCCCAACAGGGUCCUGCAGGAGUCCACCUGCGAGUGCGUCUGUCGAAACGGACUCACCGAGGACAGCUGCGAUCCAGGCUGGAAACUGGACCACAACACAUGUGAAUGCCAGUGUGAAGGCCAAGGUGAGGGGAAGUGGUGCCCUGCGGGCCAGCGGUGGGACGACGACCUGUGCGGCUGUGUGUGUGCUGCGGACUGUCCCGGGAACCAGCCCCUGAACCCCGACACCUGCCUGUGUCAGUGCAGGGAGAGUCCACACUCGUGUCUGCGGCAGGGCAAGAGGUUCAACCCCAACACCUGCAGUUGUUACAGGCUGCCUUGCAGAAAACCAAGACGUGUCUGCCCAGCCGGGUUUUACUACAGCCACCAAGUCUGCCAAUGCAUCCCCAACUACAUGAGGCCUGAGUGGAAUUAAGCGAUCACAGACAGACAGUGGAGCAGAGCAGGACUGCAGACACCACCAUAUUUCCCCCGUUACCUGAGGCUUGAAACUUUUUGGCCUGAGAACAAAGGAGCAAGACGGUAGAAGUGCCGCUUCACAGGAGGGGCGGGAAGGUGCAACUACACAUUGACAUGUAUUGGAUUACAACAGACUACAAGUAGCAAUUGGAGGAGUUCACUCUUGCAAAAAAAAAAGCUACAAAGGAGGAUGGUAGUGCUUCGCGGUGAAACAAAAAGUCCAAAACAGCCAACCAUCUGCAGUAAAACCAGAAAAAAGAAGAUGAAACGAGGAGAGAUAUUUCACUCUCUGGGACACUGUCCGUCGGUGCCCAUCUGCUGGCCUUCUUCCCCUUUGCUAAUAACACGAUCUUCACUGGAAACAACCAAUCACACCUGGAGACCGCCUGAAAGUGCAACAGCAAGAAUGGGAUGGAUCAAUCGGACCCUGAGCAAGCAUUAAUCUCUGCCGCAACGUGUUUGAACAAGAACAUCAACCACCAACCUGCCGCUCACGAGUGUGCGAAAUGGAAAGUGGAAUAAGAUAAUGACAGACCAGACUCCGUGUUUCUUCCUAGAUAAAAUAAGCUGUAGGCAACUUCACGCUUUGGCAGCACUGAGUCGUGAGAUAUUUGAAAGGUUGAAGGAUUUGUUUCGCAGAAUUCAUGGGCCUUUUAAUCCCUCUGUUUAGUAGAGAUGCAAAUGACGGUCCAUUCAAAGCACCAGAGACUAUUUCCAACUCUAGAUUUUAAUGUCGGUGAACAGAUGGUGUCCCUUGUGUCUAUAACGACAGGGAUGGAGUGAAUCUCCAUCUCCAGUUUUGAAGCUGAGUUUUGUCUUUUUACAUAAAAGUCUUUGCUGGUCCAAUUUCCCUCAUUUUUUUAUGAGAGUAGAGGUUUAAUGCCAGAGCCUGUUUGAUUAAACACUUAUUUAAACACUCCCAACAGUUAUUAUAUCUUCCAGUUUCUACUUGUCUCGACAGCAGAGCUGCUCUGUGAAGAUUUUCCUUCAUACAUGGUUGAAUCCAGUCACAAUGGAUGUUAAGACUUGGAUACAGUUGUAGAUCUGAUUUUAAUUUAACUUUAGACAUUCUAUGUAAAAUAUUGUGUAAAUAUUUAAAUCUUUUUCAUAUUUAAAACAGUGAUAUUUUGAUGAGAUGGAAUCAUGUAGUUGUAAAAUACUGUAUUUAAUUCACUAUCACAACUAAAUAUUGUUUUAAAAAGAAACUAUUUACAUGUCUUUGUACCCCAGUAAUUUUAAUUAUUAUGGAGAAAUUGAAUUAUGUUUUUGUCCAUUUUCCCUGCACUGCAAAAGUUGAAUUUUAACACGUCAUUUAGACCCAUUUGUUUCAAAAAAUGAUGAUCUUCAAAUCUCCACUAAAUGUUAAGAUGAAGAUUUAUUGCAGUGUAGAAAUGAUUGUACUGUUUGUGAUAUAAAUAUAUGUGAUAAAUCUGAAAUUCUUUUAUCAUGCUAUGAUUAAAUAUUUAAGGUAGCUUUGAAGUAUUGAUUAAAAACCUUGUCAGAC
Messenger RNA from Seriola aureovittata, 4364 nucleotides. RefSeq names its product vascular endothelial growth factor C-like. Gene Ontology annotation, cellular component: membrane. Gene Ontology annotation, molecular function: vascular endothelial growth factor receptor 3 binding; chemoattractant activity; growth factor activity. The record is from RefSeq and is a predicted model, not a curated record. Lineage: Eukaryota; Metazoa; Chordata; Actinopteri; Carangiformes; Carangidae. The transcript has 8 exons. Gene Ontology annotation, biological process: sprouting angiogenesis; induction of positive chemotaxis; positive regulation of angiogenesis. The coding region runs from base 1587 to 2816 and encodes 409 amino acids.